AUGGACUUAGUGUGGUUUUGUUUGAGUGGUUUUGUUGAUUCGGGGGAAGAUAAAGAGGAAGCAUACACCCAGGAAGAAAAGACAAGGCUUGGGGACUGCAACUGCAAGACCACAAUAGAACAUGGUGGACGGGUCCUUCAAGGUUGUAUGGAUGUACAACUCGGGCUUAGAAGAUUAUACCAGAUGCGAGCUUUUUUCUUUUUUUCCUCCAACCGUUGGGGCUUCGUUAGCCCAGCUCCUCCUUACCGCAUUCUUGACAUCGACCCCGUCUACGUAGAAGGGUAUGCGUUCUGGGUGACUGAUGCAGCUGACACUAGUGGCAUGAGAGUCUUGUCGUUUGAUUUUCACAAAGAAAAGUUUGAGUUGUUAUCAAAGUCUCCAUUCUUAGACGAGGUGGACUAUGAAUUUUAUUCAAAACAAAAACAUAGGGUGGCUAUUGGUAAGCAAUAG
Messenger RNA from Arabis nemorensis, 450 nucleotides. Lineage: Eukaryota; Viridiplantae; Streptophyta; Magnoliopsida; Brassicales; Brassicaceae. The record is from the annotation of a GenBank genome assembly.